Molecule: messenger RNA, 1251 nt
Organism: Metarhizium album ARSEF 1941
Lineage: Eukaryota; Fungi; Ascomycota; Sordariomycetes; Hypocreales; Clavicipitaceae
Exons: 1
Coding region: 1-1251 (416 amino acids)
Source: RefSeq, a predicted model, not a curated record
AUGUCCUUUUGGGUGGUAGAAAGACAAAGCCGCAGCCCGCUUCUUGACGGAUCAUGUACUGCUUGCCGUCACGUCGAUUACCGAGACUUCAGCAUAAAUACAGGUACUCAUGACGACGACUAUUGCAGCAUCCAUGGUAGGAUCAAAAAUCCUCACUGGCACCCGGAUAACUCUUACGACAAUGGCUGUCAAUAUGCAUUCCACGAGCACGUGGCCCAGCAGCAUUCGGUACCAGUGCCGAAAUUGGCAUUUCUUGUUAUUCACCAAGGCGAUGACUGCCUGUCAACCCCGUCGCCCUCACCGUCCCCGAAACCACCAUCUUUGGAUGACGCUUCCAACGCUUUCCACACCCGAAGCGCUAUUCCCGUCCCUUUGGAACGUACCGAAUCUGGUUUGUCUAUAUCAUCUGAUGCCUCGGCACAUCAUGACGACAGCUCGACAGACCAUGACCGAUAUGGACAUUCGCUGGAGGACCUUGAAGCCGCAAGACUUGUCCGUCAACACAUUUCAAGUUACCGCCGCAGAUUUCCAGACUCUCAGCCUGAACGAAUCUUGAAAGCACUCAUCAACCCAAAGUCUCGAGGUGCAGAAUUUCGACUGGACAAUGACGCUUUGCAGAGCAUAUUUUCUGCAUCUAAUGAGCUUUUUUUUGCCAGUCGUCUAACACGCAGGGUUGCUUGGGACUGGAGCCACUCCGCAUCACAGCAGUACGAUAAUCACAUUGUUGGCACCACUGCUCUUCGACGAAGCGCGAGGCUUGGGGGGUGGGAAACAUUGAUCGUGCUUUCCUCGCCUAUCCUCAGAGACAAUCAAUACAAUCGGCGGCUACUCAUCUCUACAUUCUUACACGAAAUGAUCCACAGUUUCAUGUUUGUCACCUGCGGACUCAAGGCUAAGCAAUUCGGAGGUCACACUGAUGGGUUCCGAGAGAUUGCAGGUAUCAUUGAUGACUGGGCUGGAAAAAACUGCCUACACCUGAGAGACAUGGAGGCGGAUCUGUCUCGCUGGCGUGGCGACGACUUCUCUGCUGGCGAUCAUGCCCGGGGCCUUGACUAUAUCAACGAUACAGCACAAGCACACUUCGAACAAGCGGACUGGAACGGUCGGUGCCAGGCACACAAAUAUGGAGAUUACCUACAGCCCACAUACCCGAGAGGACGUGCGGCGCAGGAGGAAUGGAAUUGGAAUACGCAAGAAGGCUUCGGAGAAGGCUCACAAUAUGUGGCCAAUUUGCAGUAUGUUCCUGGAUAA